Nasonia vitripennis (jewel wasp) is the source of this 2175-nucleotide messenger RNA. RefSeq names its product major royal jelly protein-like 5 (gene Mrjpl5). The transcript is spliced from 5 exons. The record is from RefSeq and is marked validated. Lineage: Eukaryota; Metazoa; Arthropoda; Insecta; Hymenoptera; Pteromalidae. The coding region runs from base 115 to 1359 and encodes 414 amino acids. Gene Ontology annotation, cellular component: extracellular region.
GUCAUUUAUACUUUUCCAGUCGAUGAAGCCUCCUCGAUCGUCUGGAGCAUCAUCGAUGACUCUCGUAGUUUCAUCAUCCGCGUAUUACGACUAAUCUCAUCGCCCCCCAAAAAAAUGAAGUCGAUACUGGGAAUCAUAAUUCUCGGGGCCGUAAGCGUCAGCUCGCACAAACUGGACACAGUUUACGAAUGGAAAUACAUCGACUACCUAUGGGACUCGAACGCGCAGAAGGAGCGCUACAUCAGAAGUGGCGAUUACGACUACGAAAACAUCGUGCCCAUAGACGUUGACAAGGCUCGAGAUGGAAGAGUUUUCGUCACCGUCAUAAGAAACCAAGGCGUUCCAGCGAGUUUGGCAACCGUCACCGAGCGCGUCGGUCCGUCUGGCCCAUUAUUACGACCCUAUCCCGACUGGUCUUGGUAUAAGGCAGGCGAUUGCGAUGGAAUUACCAGCGUUUAUAGAGUCGCUAUGGACGAGUGCAACAAGCUGUACGUUCUCGAUACCGGAUACAUCGGCGAUAAUUACACGUGUCCGGCGCAGAUACUGAUAUUCGACCUUGGCACUGAUCGAUUGAUCGAUCGAAUCAAGGUCCCUAACGAGUAUUCUCAGAACAGAGAUGGUGUGGGCAAAUUGGUCACUCCGGUGCUCGAGGUCAACGGACCCAACUGUGCCCUCGAGUCUCUCUUCAUGGCAGACGUGAACGGCCGGGGCCUGGUAAUCUGGAACAAUCAGCGAUUCACCCGACUGGAAGCGCGGGUGUUCGAUCCGGAAAAGCCGCUGGCGAACGUCGAGAUAGCCGGGGAAAGUUUCGAGCUCGAGGACAGCCUCAUGGGAAUGGCCGUGUCGCCGAAAAUCUACGAGAACGAGGGCAGCGAUCUGCUUUUCCGGCCUUUCGCCUCCAGGGCGCUCUACGCGGCCGACACGCGAGUUCUCGCGCGCAGCACUUACGGCGAUACCGUCAGGUACAAGGAGAGCUCGGACAUGAUGCCCAGCCAAGCCACGGCUAUGGGCAUUACGUCACGGGCUACUUUGAUCUUUGGACUGACCAGCGAUACCGCUAUUGGAUGCUGGAACCGGUACCGCGAGAUGAAUAGGAGUCAGGUUCAAAUCGUAGCGCAGGACCGAACUCGUUUGCAAUUCGCCAGUGGAUUGAAGGUCCUGCCGAGUUCGAGGACGAGAGCCGAGGAGGAAGUCUGGGUUUUGACGAACCGGCUGCAGAAGAUCAUGAGCGGAAGUCAGAGAUACGACGAAGUCAACUUCCGCGUUCUGAAGAGCCCCGUUGACAAGCUGAUCAGAGGAACCGUGUGCGAGCCUCCGAGGAACUACAGACCCCAGUUUCAUCGCUUCGUUUCGAGAUAGAGUAUCGAUUUUUGUUAAGGUUCAACUUAAAGAUUUUUGUUAAGAUGCGGUGUGGUUGGAAAAAUUUAUUCGAAGAAAGGAAAAAAGUGCUCUUAUUGCGUCCACGGAAUUGUACCAAUUACAUUGUGCAAUAAGGGAAUAAUUUCAGGAAGUGUGAAGGAGAGAUGUUGAUUAUUCCAACUUUCUUGUCGUUGUACGUAAACAAUUAUGCGUUAUUCGCCGUGAGAGAAUAUAGCGUAAAAUUGCUUUCCAUCUCUAAUUUCAACACACAGCUGUAGCACGACGUCGAUAAUUAGGAAAAGGAAUGCGUUUGUUUUUCCUCGAAAUAAAUCGCGUAAGCACAAUGUGAUAGAUCGUUUCGAACUGAUAUGCGAAGGAUAUUUCGGCUACUUAGCGAAUGUAGAGCGAAUAAUAAAAAAAAAACCUGUUGAUCUUGCGUCUUGUUUUGCUUGCCAACUUGCCCCUCUCACUUCGCGUUACCAUCACGUGUGUGAGAUGUCGUCUAUAGACUGGUUGGAUCAAAAAGGUGCUCAUUCGGUUAAAAACACUUUCUCAAGAAGCCUCGCAGUGCUGCGGCUGCUCGGCAACGACUUUAUUAACGCCAAUGCAGUAAGUAGAUACGCCUGCUUUAUUGUGAGAUUUUCAUUGUGUUGUCGUUUUUUCAACUUGUGCAAAAUUAAUGAUCGAGGAAAAAGUUUUGACAGUCAGUGAGAUAAUCGUAAAAAAAAAUUAAAAAAAAAACGUAGUUUUUUUUUUAAACCAAAAGUAUGUAACAUCGAUGGUAAAAGUUCAAUAAAAGUUUCGCGUCUUUGCGUA